AUGGAGCUCCAACAACUUCUACCCGCCCAAAGUCCAACUUCAGACCCUGCGUAUGCAGGUACACCGCUCGAGAGGUGUUCGUCACAGCGAGUCGUUCUUCAAGAACGGUCUGCUAACUGGCCUCAAGAGUGCAACAUCACUACAAUCAUAUCAUCAAAGCCACAACACAGUCCUAUUCCAAUAGAGAAUGUGUUCUCACCACGGGUUGGUUUUGGUGGAAACUGCUCCACGGGCAACACUCAUGCCAGCCAUGUUGCUUUGGCUGGCUUCAGCGUUGAGAGGUCAGAGAAGCAGAUUGAGCAUGACUUGAAAAGACUCUACAAGAUGCUCGCACGGUCGGACAAGUACCAAAAGUAUCGCGAGAAACAGCCCGUUAUGACGCCAAAAGAGUUGAUCGCUAAGGAGGAUGAGGAGAGGGCAAGAGGAAAGGAAGAGAGGGAGAAGGAGAAGGUUGUUUGGCCUGAGUUUUUGGAGAGGGCGUUUUGGAGAGCACUCGUCAAAUGGCCACCGAUGGGCCGCAAGAAGUACAUGCUCAACGGCGCACUACGAGGCCGCAACGAACUGGUUCAAGACUUCAUCGCCAGAGACACAGGCAUCAAGAGGGACCGAAAGCAAGUUUCUAGCCAUAUUCAAGUGCUCAAGCAGCUUCUGAGGGAUCAACCUGGCGUGCUUAUUCACAUGGCUACAUUGGGCAACGAGAGAAGACGCCAUCGCGGGAACGAAUCCUCGAGCGCAUAUCACUUGACCCACUGCCAUGCGCAGCCGCAACGUGGUGCUCCCGCUUCUAAUUACAGCGCAAACGUUGCGACUUGGCCUUACGCGCCAUCCUUGAACCUGGCUCCCAGUCCAAACAAGUUUUCCAUUACGCAUUUCGCCAUGGUUGUUGAGGAUGGAGAACACACCGUGUGUACCAUCUCAGAGCUACAUCCCAGUGGACGAUUGCCAGAUCUGGAGAUUGCAGAUUCGGCGGCCUGGCAAAUACAAUACCCCGAGUUCGACUUUCUGAGCCCGCAAAUACAGGAGUGGGCGAGACAGGAUGAGAAGAUUCUGGUGUGUGAUGCGAGUCUCAACACAGUGGUGGAGAAUCGAGCAAACGCACAACUCUCCAUCACUUUCGACCUGCACUCUCAGUGUGAUCUAUCCGGAUUUAAGGCGCUGCAGUGCUCUACACGGUUUUACGAUGACAUGGACACAACGCCUGACAACGGCUUGAGCAAGCAAAACACAUGUUGCGAAUUCGACCCCGAGAGUGGCAGCUUACAACUCGCCUUCGGCUCCGCGUUCUGGGUCGACCGUAUGAGCCAGUACCAGGCGAUGAGCGAAAGCGAAGUUGAUAGCUCAUUGAUGCAACUCACUGCUACGCAGAAUGUCUAUGGCAUCCAGCAAAGCUCUGGAAAAGUCGAGCGGAUUUUGACCAUACUCUGGCACUUCAGACAGACCUCAGAUACCACCGAAGUGGGCAGUGUGAAGUGGCGAGCCGUGACCUUCACGCCUGCUGAGCGAAAAUGGGAAGAGGAACCUCAGACAAUUGUCAGCCACCACGAAGACCUCGACCCAACUUCUACACCUGUACUCUACCAACAACUCCCCCUAGACUUCCCCACCCACUACGCCUACCCUGUUCAGCACCCCCACCCCCCGCAGCUAUCUCUCAACACUCUCGCAUCGAUGUGCGUACCAGACUUCGACCCCAACGCCUCCGCCGCACCAAGUACCGCAACCGACUACUCGCACCCAUCCCUCGCCCCCAGCACCGCAACAGACCACUCCUUUCCUUCAGAAAUAUACGACUUUAGUGCUCGCCACAUGGCCAUUUCAGGGCCUGAGGCCUUCGAACCGGUCAUAAACAUGGCAUCAUACGACAGUUUUGGCUCGCAUGCGCUCGCUGGGCAGGGAUUCGAACAAGACAGGUUUCCUGGGCUGGGCAUGGCAUGCAGUGUUGAUACGGGGUUGAUACAUGGCAGCGUGCCGGAUACACCGGAUUCGGCGUGCUACCCUGUGAAGGCUCCUUGGCUUCAGAUGGAUUUUUUGCCGCAAGUGUAUGGACAGGUGGUGCGUGGGGAUGGGGUGUAUCACGAUGAGGGGAUGGGUGGACAUGUGGAUGUGGAUUCUGGGCUUUGGAACUUGGCGAGUCCGUUUUAA
Dothidotthia symphoricarpi CBS 119687 is the source of this 2142-nucleotide messenger RNA. RefSeq lists its product as uncharacterized. Gene Ontology annotation, biological process: regulation of transcription by RNA polymerase II. The transcript is spliced from 3 exons. NCBI's taxonomy places the organism in Eukaryota, Fungi, Ascomycota, Dothideomycetes, Pleosporales, Dothidotthiaceae. Gene Ontology annotation, cellular component: transcription regulator complex. The record is from RefSeq and is a predicted model, not a curated record. Gene Ontology annotation, molecular function: RNA polymerase II cis-regulatory region sequence-specific DNA binding; DNA-binding transcription factor activity, RNA polymerase II-specific. Bases 1 to 2142 code for a protein of 713 amino acids.